UUUGAACCAAAUGACAAAAGCAAUCCUUCUUAAUACAUACAAUAAUUAGAAUGUUUCUAACCGUAAAACAUAAAAACAUAUAUAGCAGAAGAAGAAAGGCUACUAUUUAAAAACCGUUAAAAUCCCUCAAGCGAAACAAUUUUAAACCUUUCAAAAAAACCAAAUUACAAAAAAAAUCGUUUGAUGCAAACGCAAAUGUGUGCAAAAAAAUACAACAACAAAGUAAAUAGCAAAUUGUAAACGCGGCGAACAGCAGCAACAACAAACAAACCGAUAACCGUGUCUAAAAGUAGAAGAGAACAUAUUGUUUAGGCUGAAAGCACGUAUCAAUUAUUUUAAAACCAAAAACUGUACAAAUUUUGAACUACAUUAAACGGUUCGUUUAAGUUAUUGAAAUGUUUAGUGAAACAAAAGAACACUAGAAAAUCAUUAGUUUUGAAAUAAGUUAAAGCAUGUGUUAAAAAAUCAAACUCACAUUACAAACUGUCAUCGAAUCGAGUGAAGAGUGUCACAUUCUAAAAACACUAAACACCGUUAUUAAUUGCCUGCGGCCACAUUUUAUGUUACAACAACAGUAGCACUCCUAAUACACCAACAAGAUGAACGCUCGCUCGCAGGUCUUUGACCUCACCAUCGAGGGCCGUCAAGUGGACGAAGCUGUUGCCAGCAUCUUUCACACGGUGCUUUUCCAUCGCUGCCAAGGCAAAUAUAUGUACACGGGCGAUGCGCAAUAUUCCAUCGGCACUAUUGGCUACACCGAUGUGGACUGUGAUUUCAUUGACUUCACAUACGUUUGCUGCACUUCCGAAGGUCUGCUACGCACCGUCAAACGUGCCGUCAACCUCUUCAGCGAGAAAUUGCGUUCGAAUGAGAGUUGCGGUUCCGGUCAGAUAAGCUUGGAAUUCUUUCAGAAACGCAAAUCACGCUGGCUCUUCCAGCAAGAGUGCAUACCAUGGGAGGUGUGGACAGUACAUUUAGAUCUCAUAAAGUAUGAAAAUGAGGACGAUCGCCAAAUGAGUCGAGAAAACGUCUCUGAUCUCUUAACUGAGAAAGUCAUCUACAUCACUGAGCUAAUGAAUCGUUCGGAUUAUGUGCCGAAGACACCGAGCCAAAGUGAAUUGGACUUGAUCUUCGACACUUCAUAUCCCGAUGUACAGCCGUACCUUUUUAAGUUUGAUUACUCCACAGCUGGCUCACACACGCCGUCGGUGACAAAUACCGUUAAAAAGAUUAUUAAGGAGACGUUUACGUUGUGACGUGUAAUGCUUGCGAGUGAGCGUAGCCACCGCCAACAGCAGCAACAGCAACAAUCACAGCAACAGCAGCAGCAGCAGCAACAUGAAGCGAAACCACAACAGCAAGUAAGCGCCGAAUUACAGCCUGUAUAUGCUAAGGACACGAUUGUUGUGGCCGGUGGAAAGUACUUUAAUAAGGGUACAAGUAUUAUGAUUUCUCAAGUAAGCCGUGUGCACCGUAGCAGCGCGUUGAGUGACGACAACGUGGAGUUACAGGCGCUCCAAACCACCUGUAUGGGUGAACAGAGCAGCGAGCGCAAAUCAAUAUUGGCUGUUGUGGGUGGCAUAAUUUUGCUGUUCUUAUGCCAGCAUAAUCGCCUCGGCUCAUUUUAGUUGCACUCAACACUCGACAACUACAUAUACGCGCUGAAUUCUGUAAUACAAUAUACAUUUAAAUAGUUAGUUGCUUAACUCAAUUUAACCGUUAAUUGUUGACGGCUAAAUUGACUUGUAGCAUGCCUACUAAGUGUGUUCCACCCUACGCUGAAACUGAACACACAACUAACAAGCAAUGCAAGGGAGCGCUCAGAUUGUGUUAAGGCUCUUGCAGACGAUCAAAUGAACUCAUCAAGUUCUUAAGUGUAUUGGUGUCGUCGGCUUUUGUCGGCUACACAUAUGCUACACAGAUUUGUUGUCGGCUGUGCUUGGUGAAUAUUGAAAUUUUAAAUUGUUAUCAUUUUAUUGUUUACGCAAAUUUAUUUGAAAGUGUCAACUCGUUGCAAUAUUCACUUUUCACUCGCCAGUUUGACAUUUGACAUUUUGGCUAUCUUCUCAAGCCUUUUAAAUUGGUCUCAACUUUUAAUGUGGAAUUGUGUCUAAAUUCGAUAUUUAUCACAAGUGAAGUGUGCCGCAAAAAGUAACUGUAACUAAAGUUUUGUUGAACAAACAAAAAACUGUGAAAUUUACGCUCGAGCGCUCCCUUUGGCUGGUUGCUCUGUUCAGUUUCGCGUAGUAUUUUGCAAAGACGCUGUAUAAAACCCCACAAAAUCGAUAAUUAUAAAUAAUAUAGCAAAUUAGCACCUGCAAUGCUUUGACUAAAUAUGGCAGUUAAUAUUAUGUUGAGUUUCAAAUUUAUCCAUGUAAUUUUAAAUAUAAAAACGUCGAUAAUACAAUUCAGUAAAGUGUUGCAACAGCUUUGCAAACAUUUAUUACAUAUAAAUUUUAAAUUGAAAAACAAAAAAAAUGAACUUUGAAAAUUCUGUUAACCUACCUUAAUAUUUGGUUCUUAAAUGUGACUAUUGCGUUCAAUAUUUGUUUUAUACACAUUAGUGUCUUGAAUUAAUUUUUUUUAUUUAUUUAUUAUUAACCAUUUUUUUUUGUGUUUAUGCGCUGGUAUGCAUAAUGAAUUUAGUCUUAUUUUUUUAUACGUUAUCCAUUAUUAUGUUAUUCAAACAUUUUUUAUCUACAAUUAAGUUGUAUUUUUUAAGUCAGCGUACCUUGCAUAGAAAAUACAUACAUACAUAUAUUAACCUGCAUUAAGUGGGGGCACUAAAUGGAACUCAUAAUCUAUUAAGUUUUGCUUAUAUUUUAUUUGUUAUGAUUUUGUGAUCUUGUGAUGAUCUUGAUUUUUGCAUACGUUCAAGCAGUUAGUACAUAUGCGAAGUUUUUACUUUUAAGUGCUAUGCCUUAAGCCUCAUAAUUAACUACCAGCUGUACAGCCCAAGCAUACAUAUAUUUGAUUUGAACUGCAAAUGCAAAGGCGUUUGAUCUGUAUUCCUUAAGCACUUUUAUAUUGUAUAUCGUUUUGUAAGUUCAAAAUGUAUUUUUUCUCUAGCAAUGCAAGGGCUAAUGCACUGCUGUACUGUAUUUUUUAUAAUUUGUAAAAUGUAACCAACUGAAAAUUACCACUGUAAGCACGAACAAUUGAUGCAAGAAAGGGAAAAAAUGUAAAAAUGUUUAAAGUAAAUAGCACAAUAAAUGCUAUAGAUUGAUUAUACUGUUGUAGCGAAUGAAUUAUUAUCAAUUGAACGAACUCACCAAACCACCAACGUACUACCCAUUAUAUUAUUACUAUGUAGUUUACGUUUUUAUGAAAUAAAUUGUAAUGAGAAAAGAGGAAAAGAGUUAUGAAGUAAGAGCAAGUGCGUGUAAUAUGCAUAAUAAAUAUAGUUGUGUACCAUUGAUGUUGUUCAUUGUUGUGUGUUGUGUCUGUGUUGCAUUGAUGUAUAGAAAAGCGUGAAACUGAAGCAACUAAAAUGAAAAAAAAACUAAACAAAACAGAAAUGAAAAAGAAAGUAAUAUAAAUACUAUUAAAUAUAUGUAUGUAUGUGUCGAUAAAGAGCAACAAGUAAUCAAUGAAAUGCAAAUACUUUAAAAUCUAGCACUAUACUUUCUUAUUGAAAAACCCUAAUCGGAUAUUUAAAGCGUAAUUCAAAAGAAAUGCAUUGGACAUUUCAAAAAACAAUGAAAAAUUGCAAAUUUGUUAUUGCAGCAGGCUUUUAACUGAGAUGCAUACAAAUUAUUUGCCUUUAUUGGGUGAAAAAAUGAAAAAUUUUAUUACAAAAUUAAAAAUUUUAUUAAUUUUUUUUUAAUGAAAAUGAAAAUGCGUCGACAAAUGUAUAACUUGGAGUGAGUGGGUAUGCCUUAAGCGCACUCUUGAUUUUUAACUGAAAAAAAAAACAUAAGGAUGCAUAUAAAUGUACAUAAAAAUAUGCGUUUGUAUAAUUUUUUUUUUUUUUAGAAAUCGAAUCGAUUCAAACCAUACCCCAACGUCUAGAAAUCCUGUAUGUAGCAAACUACCUGCUGUUAUGCUGUACAAAAUAGUUUUUAGUUUUUUGGAGGGAGCGUUUUUUUCCACACAUUUUGUGUAAUGAUUUUAAGAUGUAAUGAGAAAUUAAAAAAAUAAAAAUUUAUAUUUAAAUUUGUAUGCAUUGGUUAAAAUUAAGAACAUUAUAUUUUAAUGUUUUAUGCAUUAGCAUACAUUAUAAUUAAAAAAUUAUUUUGAAACAAAAAAUUAAAAAAAAAAACAUAAAAAUUAAAAUUUUAAUUAAUUAAAAGUUAAAAACUAAAUAAAUUUUGAACUAAAAUUAAAUUCAAUAAAUAAAACACUUGGAACUAUGCGAUUUUUUUUUAAAUACCGUUAUAAUUUAUGUAAAUUAUGCAUAUACUGCAAAGAAAGGCCAACCAGUUUUUUUGCAAAAAUUUUCAAAUACGGUCCUUAAGCACAAAUCCACAGCCACAUGUACACCUACACACACACAUACAUAUUUACUGUAAUAUAUUUUAUACUCACUCAAGUGUUAUUAGACAACACUUGAAAUUUUACACCUCUGUAUAUACAUAUAAUUAGGCAAUUUUUAGGCGCCUAAAUUAUCCCACAAACCUUUACCACAAUCCACCAAACUCGAUCCACAUACAUACAUACAUGUGUAUGAAGAAACAUAUAAAAUAUUAAACUGAAUUAUAUACUUUCAAACAGCACAUAGUAUCAACUCCGUACUAAGGAAAAAAAAUGAAGAUUGUUUACAAUAAUGCUUAACAUAAAAAAUCUUAAAAAUAUAGAUAUAAAUAAAAAUGGAAAUUGUAAUUGCAUGCUGCAAGUAAGCAGUCAUAAAUCAUAAUUUGUAGAAAUAUAAAAAUUAUAAAUUUAAAAUGCAUUUUAGUUUUGUAUACUAAAGCAACAAGCUCUAAAUACACACACAUGAAUAAAUAUUAAAAGAAAAAUUAUAAAACAAAUGUAAAUGAGCAAGCAAAAUCAGUGUAAUAGCAGCUAUUUGCUCUUAAACAAGAAAAAUGUAAAAAAAAAAAACAGUUAAAAUAUAUAUGUAAGUAAUCGGUUAUUACCAAUGUUACUUUGCGCUAUUGACAAUUCAUGUCUCUUAUGUACGUGUAUAUAGCUGUAUUGUGGUAAAAAGAAAUAUUAACGCAAAGCUUUGUAGUAAGAAAGUGAUUCAUAUUUAUACAGCAACUCCCAAUUUUUCUCUAUUACAAUUAUUUAGAGUGCAACAACGAUUUUAACCAUUCGGUUCUUAAACUUGAUUAGAUGAAAAAGAAACGGAGAAGAAAUGAAUUAAAUAAAAAAAUCAAAUUUCCACACAUUCUAAAUAAGUGAUUGAUUAAAACACACACACAUUUAUAUAUUAUAUAUAUGUAUGUAAAUGUAAAUGUGAAAAUAUAUUUAUAAAAAAAGUAUUUACUCACUGUAUGUAUAAUGUAGUAUAUGCGGCUAUGUAUAAGUAAGCGUGUGAAGAAUCAAUGUAUUCUUGUUGAAAAUCAAAAUGCAUAUUGCUAAGAGGGUGUGAAAGCUAUGCUACAUAACAUACAUACAUACAUACGUUAUAAUCACAUACGCCAUUACCAUUAGUCAGUAGUUAAAUCUGAUGAAAUAUCUCUUUAAUAUUGCGUGUAAUAAUUUAUUUUUUUUUAUUUUUUUAUUUUAUCUCUUUUUUUAUAUACAUAAAUGUCAAGCAACUGCGUAUCACAAACUAUUAUUUAAACUAAUAGGAUUUAUGAAAAAUAAAUAAUUAAAAAAAAUUCAAGUGAAAGAAGCAUUAGAAAAGAGCUUGUCUCAAUGCAAAAAGGCUCAUUUCAUUAGUGUAUAUUAAGUGCGUAUAACAAUUAUGUUUAAUUGUCUAAGUUUGCCUAAUAAUAUCAGUAAUAAUUGAUAGAACAACAACAACAACAAAAAAAGAAUUGUGAUUCAUAUAUACUGUAGUUAAUAAUUUAAGUGAUUGAUUAACACUUGUAAACAUACCUGUAUUCAUGCCGACAUGCAUACAUGCAUUCAAAUGUUUGUAUGUAUGUGUUUAAAGCAACUGAUUAAAUUUGUUGAAGAAGAAGAAGAAUGAGAAGUAGAUGAUGAUGAUGAUGAUGAUGAUGAUGAUGAUAAUAUAUGGAAAUCAAACUAAAUGUUUAACGGAGCAGUGUUAUAUGUAUAUGUAUGUAAUAUUUACUUUAACUAGCAUAGAAAUGGCAAUUUUUUCUUCUAAUUUUAAUAACUAAUAUUAUAUAUACAUGCAUAUAUAUAUAUUUUGUAAGUAAUAAUGAAUUUGAACUUUUACAAUGUCUAAAGUUUUAAAAAUCAACGCAGUAAAGUACAGUAAAACACUGGUUGCUGCGUUCCAACUCUGCAAUUUGUCUCGUGUAUGAUUCAUAAUUGAUUAUAGUAAUCUUAAUUAUGUAGUAAUUUAAUAAUUAUUAUUACAAUAACAAUAAUAAUGGUGUUUACGACGAUUUCUACCAUAUACAAGUAUAAUCUUAAAAAAACAACAACAACAACAACAUUAAUCACUUAGUUGUAGCAAUGAAUAUAUAUUGAUAUAGAUAUAUAUGUAUAUGAAUUAACUGUAUAUUUAGUUGUGUAUGCCUAAUGAAUGCAACAAGAUAAAACAAAAAACAAAAA
Molecule: messenger RNA, 6636 nt
Organism: Zeugodacus cucurbitae (melon fly)
Lineage: Eukaryota; Metazoa; Arthropoda; Insecta; Diptera; Tephritidae
Gene: Atg101
Product: autophagy-related protein 101
Exons: 1
Coding region: 600-1256 (218 amino acids)
Biological process (GO): autophagy; autophagosome assembly
Cellular component (GO): phagophore assembly site
Source: RefSeq, a predicted model, not a curated record